GCAUGGGGCAGUUGGGUUCAGUCAUAUCCAAUGGCUUUUCAAACCACUGGGUUUUGGAGGGGUUGGAAAAUUGCUGCUCACAACAGUUGUUAUGGCCUUAUGAUGUGAGAAGGAUUCAAUGGAUAGUUGCAAAUUAAGGUUUUUGAAAGGACCUUUUUUAGAUAUAGAUGCAAAAUGAGUCAUUCCAAAGCUUCACUUCAAGCUUUAUUUGUAAAUCUUCUAUUCCUUGUCUGAUUUGGCCUUGUGAUGUGAGAAGGAUCGGAUGCAGUAUGAUUGUUAGGUCAUUGGAACUAAUGACGCCGAAGUACCGUCGAGCUAUCAGUCAAGUUGACUGUUCAACCACAACAAAAACGUCAUAAACAUAUAUUGACAAUAUUGUAAUCUCACCAUCCGUUAUUUGAGUUAGCACCAGUGCCUUGGAACUUGAUAAAAUGUAACCAUUUGGCUUCCUUGGUUGAUUCAUUAUUACCAUGGUUUCCUUUGUUUGAUGAUGUUAUGUUUCUUAUCAAAAGAAGACAAACGGUUGCUUGGGAUAUUGGCUUUUGGUUGGAAUUUAAUUUCAUCACAGAAAACUCUAUAUUUCGUGGAGUUAAACUCCCCUCCUUGCAGAAAGAAGUUCGUUUGGGGACUAUUGUCUGCCUUAAUGAAGCUAUUUUAUGUUGGUAGGACUGUUUCACCUUCCCCUACAGUUGAGGAUCAGCCAAAGGUGCAAGGAAUUCUUCCCAACGUACAAGCUUAUCAAGUUCGAUCCACUUCAAAGCAAUCUUAUGAUCUCGAAUCAAAUAUUUUAACCGAAUUUGGUAAUGUUCAAGCACCGAAGAGAACCAAAUCUCCUGAGCGUCUUCGGUCUGCACAGACUAACUUGCCAAGACCUUCUACCUCUCCUCCUAGAUCAUUUUCUAGGGCAAAUGCUCAUGAAGUUAUGAGUUCCAUGAGGACUACUGAUGCUGAAUCUGUAGCUAGUGUCCUUGUUCCCAAAAGAACAAGGUCGCCAACUUUGCCAUCAUCAGAUCAAGUCUCUGGUCCCAAUUUUUAUCCUACUCAUGAUGACACUGAACGAGAAAGAUUAGCUAAGGCAAAGAGACUUGCUCGCUUUAAGGUUGAAUUAGAUGAUGUUACACAAAACAAAAUGGGGGGCGUGGAUGUAAUGGAUAAUACAAAUAGAAAUGAAUGUUCUACAACAGAAAGGGAUAAAUUCAUGUCAAGUCAAUCUUUGGACUCAUCAAGAAAUUUGGCUCAUGGGAAUUCUAUUCCUGAUAAUGACGUGGAAUCUUCAAGCAUAAUAAUCGGACUCUGCCCAGAUAUGUGUCCAGAGUCAGAGAGGGGUGAACGAGAAAGGAAAGGUGAUCUUGACCAUUAUGAGCGAUUGGAUGGUGAUAGAAACCAAACUAGCAAAUUGCUUGCAGUUAAGAAGUAUACCAGAACAGCUGAGCGGGAAGCUAUUCUUAUAAGGCCUAUGCCAGUUUUGCUGAAAACGAUUGAUUAUUUGCUGGAUUUAUUAAGUCAACCCUACGAUGAAAAGUUUUUAGGAAUCUAUAACUUUUUAUGGGAUAGGAUGCGAGCUAUUCGCAUGGAUCUGAGAAUGCAACAUCUUUUUAAUGAAAAUGCCAUAACGAUGCUGGAACAGAUGAUUCGUCUUCAUAUAAUUGCAAUGCAUGAGUUAUGCGAAUUCUCGAAAGGUGAAGGCUUUGCUGAAGGAUUUGAUGCUCACCUUAACAUUGAACAAAUGAACAAAACAUCAGUGGAAUUGUUUCAAAUGUAUGAUGAUCACAGAAAGAGAGGCAUUAUUGUGCCUUCUGAAAAAGAAUUUCGAGGUUAUUAUGCACUUCUCAAGCUGGACAAGCAUCCUGGAUAUAAAGUUGAACCUGCAGAGCUCUCACUAGAUCUUGCCAAGAUGACUCCUGAGAUGCGACAGACUGCAGAAGUCAAAUUUGCUCGUGAUGUUGCUAGAGCUUGUAGGACAAGUAACUUUAUCGCAUUCUUUCGGCUUGUGAGGAAAGCAAGUUAUUUACAAGCAUGCUUAAUGCAUGCUCACUUUGCAAAGCUACGAACACAGGCUCUUGCAUCAUUGCACUCUGGUGUUCAGAAUAACCAAGGACUGCCAAUUGCCCAUGUCUGCAAGUGGAUUGGGAUGGAGGAAGAAGAUAUCGAAGGCCUUUUAGAGUAUCAUGGUUUUUCAAUUAAGGUAUUUGAAGAGCCUUAUAUGGUUCGUGAAGGUCCAUUUUUAAAUGGCGACAAAGACUUUCCUACCAAGUGUUCAAAACUUGUUCACAUGAAGAGGUCAAGAAUGAUAGUAAAUGACGUCUUACCGAAGAGUAAAACUGAAUGCUUGAUCAAUGGUGCUACUAAAAUGAUCCCAUUGACAAGGAAGAGUAAAAAUGAACACUUGAUCCCUGAUGCUACCAAACAGAUCCCGUUGACAAGGACUAAGAAGGAACCAAAAACAUUUGCUUUUGAAAAGAUUAGUUCUCCUCGUCCCAUAUCGACCAAAAAAGAAAGUUCCAUUCAUGAGAUAGAUGAAGAAAUGACCGAGUUUGAUGAUCAGUUGAUUCCAGUAGAUCACAAGCAAGUGCAACCAAAGAUUGAAACGUUGGAAGUUCGUCAAUUACAUGAAAAUAAGUAUAACCAUGAGGAGAAUGGUGGUCUCCUACAAUCUAGCCCCAGAUCAUGCGAACCAUUGAGGACUGAAGUUCAAUUUGUUGGCAAUCAAGGCUAUGAUGGUCUUUUCAUGACCUCUCCAGUUGGGAGCAAUUCUGCUAGGAUGGGAUUGCCUUUACCACUUGUAUCAGAUGCGCCACUUCAAAUGAUAUCUGCUUCUGGAUAUAAACAAGCGCCACUUCAAAAGAUAUCUGCUUUUGGAUAUAAUAAUAAUACAAUUAGAAGUGUUGAACCCCAGAUCAUAGUCAAUAAUGUAAUGGAAGACGAAGAAAUUUUGAAUGCUACUCAGGAAAGUAAAAUUGAUAUUAUCACAGACAGUUGUCCAGAUGAAGAAAUUGCAAAUGCAAGACUCAAGUUGAUCCUAAGGUUAUGGAAACGCCGAGCUUUAAAGAGAAAACAAUUACGUGAACAAAGAUUAUUAGCGGCUAAAGCUGCAUUUGAUAUAUUGUCAGUGGGACCACCAAUCCAAUUGAAUAGCCAUAAAAUUCGAAGUAAUGGUAUAUUCGACAUUGAUCACAUCGUGAGUGAAAGAUGGAAAAGGCAGAAAAUGUCAUGCUCCGUAGUUAAUGUUUCAGAAGUGGUAGCUAGCAUUCUAAGCAGAAGGAAUGUGGAUGGGAAGUGCGUUUGCUGGAAACUUGUUGUCUGCUCCCAAGGAACCCGUGAUUCUCAUUUUGUAGCAGGUUCCUGGUUGCUUUCGAAGCUUAUGCCCUCUGAAGCUAAUGAUCUAGUUUUCUCAUCUUCUUUUCUUUCCAUUUGGAAGAGUUGGCUCUCAGGCAUAACUGGUUUGGAUUUAAGUUGUUUCUUGUCCAUAGUUCGACAUGCAAAUUUUGAUAAUCUUCCAGAGACAGUGCAUGGGGCUGGUGCAAUCUUAUUUGUUGCAACUGAAAGCAUCCCUCUAGAUCUUCAAAGAGUCCAACUGCAUGAGCUGGUGGCGUCAAUAUCCUCUGGAUCUUGUUUGCCCCUUCUGAUUUUGAGUGAUUUUGAUGACGAGAUCUCUGCCUCACUGGCAAACAAACUCGACUUAUACAAUAUUGAUAAAUCAAGGAUACACAGUUUUCAGAUCGUUUCACUCUUAGAUAACCCUCAUCUGAGGCAUUUGGGAUUCUUCAGCGAUGAGAAACUCAAGGAAGGAUUGAAGUGGCUAGCAAAUGAAUCACCAACACAACCUGUUCUUCACCGAGUCAGAGUGCUUGACUUGAUUAUUUCCCACUUAGAUUCGUCUAUGAAGGUGCUUGAUUCUAUGAAUGAAAAAGACGUUUCUCCAAACCACUGCAUUUCAGCAUUUAAUCUAGCCUUGGAUCAGUCAGUUGCAGAUAUUACAGCUGCAGUCAAGGCAAAUCCUUCAAACUGGCCUUGCCCUGAGAUCGCUUUGUUGGAGUCUUGUAGUGAACCAGCAUUUGUAACCGAUGCUUUGCCACCUGUAGGAUGGAGUUUUGUAGAAAAUGUUGAACCUCUUAAGCAGGCUUUGAUGGACCUUAAGCUUCCAACUUUUCUUGAUAUUUCCUGGUUGACCAAAGUCUCAAAUACGAUCAAAGAGAUACCUACCGUAAGAGACAACCUAGAAAGUUGCUUGAGAUGCUAUCUGACUAAAACCAGUGAGAUCAUGGUGCAACAACUUGCAUUGGAAGAGGCUCAUAUAAUGCUCCAAAAAUGUGCUAAGCUUGAGCACCAUAAUUUCAACUAUUCCAUUGUUCCACGUUGGGUAACAAUUUUUAGACGGAUUUUCAAUUGGAGGUUGAGGUGUUUUCCCAGCAGGUCCUCUUAUGCUCAUAUUGUGAAUUGCUGCCAUGGUGCAUCCGUAUCGAGUAGCACCAGGCUCGAAAGUAGGGAACCGCCAUUGUAUCGUCCUAAUCAACCACUUUUAGAUGAAGUAAUUGAAGUAGCUUUCAGUUCCCUCUUGAUUAAUCAAGAGAGAGAUUUUCCAGAAGCUCAUCAACCGCCUGUAACCACAACCUCAAAUGGUAGGCCUCAUGAAGUUGUGGUUGCAACAAUCAAUUUUCCAAAUGAUAAUGGCUAUAGAACUCAACAGAUGGGUUUUGGUAGUCCCAAUAGUGUAGCUAAUUCGGAUCGGGAACUAAAUUGUGCCGGUAAAGAAGUAGUUGUAAGUGAUAGAGGAUAUUCAGAAGCAGAAAGACUGAAGGAGUUGUUGGAUCAGUGUAACAAACGGCAGAAUGCCAUAGAAAAAAUGUUGUCUGUUUACUUCUAAUUUUACCAUUCGUUUAUGUAAAUAUUUACUAUUAGUAUGAAGGCGAUGUAGAAUUUUGUGAGGAAAUCUUGUACGGCACUUUGCCUUCAAAUUUAGAACAAUUCUCUGUAGCAACUUUGUAACCAAUGAAAUCAAUUCAUAUUUUUCUUUCAUAUUUA
Molecule: messenger RNA, 5022 nt
Organism: Cucumis sativus (cucumber)
Lineage: Eukaryota; Viridiplantae; Streptophyta; Magnoliopsida; Cucurbitales; Cucurbitaceae
Product: SAC3 family protein B
Exons: 13
Coding region: 488-4864 (1458 amino acids)
Biological process (GO): mRNA export from nucleus
Cellular component (GO): transcription export complex 2; cytoplasm; nucleus
Source: RefSeq, a predicted model, not a curated record